Molecule: messenger RNA, 4128 nt
Organism: Jaculus jaculus (lesser Egyptian jerboa)
Lineage: Eukaryota; Metazoa; Chordata; Mammalia; Rodentia; Dipodidae
Product: zinc finger protein 182-like
Exons: 5
Coding region: 759-2696 (645 amino acids)
Biological process (GO): regulation of transcription by RNA polymerase II
Cellular component (GO): nucleus
Molecular function (GO): DNA-binding transcription factor activity, RNA polymerase II-specific; RNA polymerase II transcription regulatory region sequence-specific DNA binding
Source: RefSeq, a predicted model, not a curated record
UGAGAGCUGGGGGGUGCGGGGCCUUGGACCCAGCUCUAAAUUGAUAAGAAACACGCACACGAUUCGUCCAUCAUUAGCGUGCCUUUGCACCAAAGGCUUACUCUCAUUGUCAAGUUUGCAAAUUCCUUCCGAAAUCCCAUCUCUUCCAAACUUUAUAAGGCAGAUUUUUCUCCGCUGUACGGAAUGGUAAAGACUAUAAAGAUGUCUGCUCCCUCGCAAACCCGGGUUAUUGGCGCGUCCAUUUUUAUUCGUGCCUGCAAAUAUUAUCAUUGUGCUAAUCAAAAUAAUUUGGGUUGCUAGUGCUGAUGGCUUCAGGAAGGGCUACUGCGCAUGAGCAAGUUUAGUGACUGACAGUCACCAAGGCGGGGUAAAAGACUUAAAAGUGACUAUCGCAGGAAGUUAUGAGUGAUUUGGGAAACAUUAGGAGACUUUUUCAGAAUAAGAAUUCGGAUUUUAAGAUCAGAGCACCGAGUAAAAGGAGGGCAGAGUUCACACGGAGCGGAAGUGAGCGGGCUGGUACUUUGCAGGCGGAGUGACACGAGCGAGUGUGGACUCUAAAGACGCGAAUUUACUCGCUAUAGCGUGGCCAUUUUACCAGCUGGCAUUUGUGGAUUUCUGGCCUGGUGAAUUGGUGAACUUUCAAUCUGGGUAUUCCUUGCCAUCUGCAGCUCUUCUCUUUUCUCCUCCUCCCUCUCAACAGUUCUGCCUUUUUAGGCCUUUGCCUUCUCUCCACAAGUCAGGCAUGACUGAGUCCCAGUAUGCAAUUACAGGAAUCAGUGUCUUUCGAAGAUGUGGCUGUGGACUUUACCCAGGAAGAGUGGAAUCAACUGGACCCUACUCAGAGGAACCUAUACAGAGAUGUGAUGCUAGAGAAUUAUAGCCAUCUUGUCUCUCUGGGAUAUCCUAUUACCAAACCAGAAGUGAUUACUUCUUUGGAGCAGGGAGUCCUUGGGAUCAUAAAAAGAGAAAUCCCAAGUUCAAGUUGUACAGAAAAUGAGCAAGCUGAAGAACAGCUGGAAUGGCACCAGGGAAACCAAAAUAUCCACCUAAGGCAAGCUGUACCCAUUAUUGAGAAAAACAUGACUGAAGAGAGAGGCUAUGAGUAUCAUGGAUUUGUAAACCCACUUCCUCAAAAUACAUGGGUUGUUUCUUCAGGACAUACACCGUAUAUGAAUGAUUCAUUUGGGAAAAGUUUUAACAAUAACUUAAGCUUACUUGGUCCUAGUAGUCUGAGCUUUGCAGCUCAGGAAUGUUAUGAAUGUAAUGGAUGUGGGAAAUUACUAAUUCCUCGUAGACAUGAGAUAAAUGAUGGAAUGAAACCCUAUGACUAUAAUAUGUAUGGGAAAGGUCAGAUUCGUAACUUCGUUCAGCAUAAUUUUACUCAGGCUGGGAAGAGGAACUAUGAAUGUCCUGAGUGUAGAAUAACCCUCAGCCCAAGUUCAUUUCUUAUUGUUCAUCAGAUCACUCAUAUAGGACAGAAACCUUAUGAAUGGGCAGAAUGCAGAGAAACAUUCAACAAUACGGCACACCUCAAUAUGCAUCAGACAAUGCACACAGGAGACAAACUCUUUGAAUGUAAUGAAUGUGGCAAAUCCUUCAGAGAAGAAUCAACACUUCAUAUACAUCAAAGAACACAUACAGGCGAAAAACCAUAUGUAUGCACUGAGUGUGGCAGUGCCUUCCAAGAAAAGACAAAUCUCAUCAUACAUCGGAGAACUCACAAAGGGGAAAAACCCUAUAAAUGUUCAGAUUGUGAGAAAACUUUCAACCAAAAGGCACACCUGAACGUGCAUCAGAGAACGCACACAGGAGAGAAACCCUUUGAAUGCACUGAUUGUGGCAAAUAUUUCAGAGAGAAAUCAACAUUGAAUAUACAUCAACGAACUCAUACAGGAGAGAAGCCAUAUUUGUGCAAUGAGUGUGGCAAAGCCUUCCGGGAAAAGACAAAGCUCAUCAUACAUCAGAGAACUCACACGGGUGAGAAACCCUAUGAAUGUUCAGAGUGUGGGCGAGCCUUCAACCAAAAGGCACAUCUCAGUGUGCAUCAGAGAACACACACAGGAGAGAAACCUUUUGAAUGCAAUGAAUGUGGCAAAGCUUUUAGAGAGAAAUCAACACUGCGUAGACAUCAAAGAAUUCAUACGGGAGAGAAACCUUAUGUGUGUUCAGAAUGUGGAAGAGCCUUUACACUUAAACUGAGCCUCAGUGCUCAUCAGCGAAUCCAUACUGGGGAAAAAACAGAUGGUUGUACUGUUUGUGGUAAAGUCUUUUCCCGGAAGUCAUACCUCAUGUUACAUCAGAGAGCUCAUACAAGAGAAAAAUUUGAAAAAUCUUAUGAAUGCAAUGAAUGUGAUAAAGCAUUCUUCCAGAAAUCAUACCUCAUCAUUCAUCAGAGAGUUCACACAGGGGAGAAACCCUAUGAGUGUAAUAUAUGUGAGAAAGCUUUCUCCCAAAAAUCAUAUCUUAUUAUUCAUCAAAGAACUCAUACAGGAGAGAAACCCUAUAAAUGUGAUAAGUGUAGCAGAGCCUUCAGAGAGAAGUCCAAACUCACUGUACAUCAGAGGACUCACAUAGGGGAGAGUCCUUAUGACUGUCCUGAAUAUGAGAGAAACUUUACAGAAGUCAACCUUCAUCAUGGAUUAGAAAACUCAGAAAUAAGAGAAAACAAAGAAUUCAAAGUGGAAAAUCUUUCAUAGAAAAUUCAAAGAAAAAGAAAAUGCAAACUCUAAUAUAGGGGAUUGUGUUUUAGUUAGGAUGAUUAGGAAAGGCUUUUCUGAGGACAUGGCUUUUGAACUUAGGCCUGAAAAAGAAAACACUAGCCAUAUUGGGGGAAGAGUGUUCCACAUCAAAGGAAUGAUAAGAUCCAAGGUCUUGAUGCAAAACCUUUGUACCUUCCUACCAUGGUCUAUUGAAUGAUCAUUUUGCAUCAAGCAAGUUCAAUGGUAAAAUCUUUUGAAAACUUGAAUAUAUGAAAGCUAUCACUUAGAAAGUAAACCUCAUCAUAAAUGUGGGCAGAGCCAUCACAGGAAAUUCAAUUUUAAUAAGCACAGUUCCUUGGAAAUGAUAUAAAGGAAGUGUUUCCAAAUUUAAUAUCAAACUUCUAUAGAAAAAAAUUAACAAAAUCUUAUUAGAUAAAGGAUGGUUUACCAAAUGAUAGGAAGCUAAAGAUUUCAACAUAACUACUAAAGGAACAACACUGAAGACCAUGCAUACUAUAACACAUUCCAAAUUAGUAGAAAGGAUUUAUAGAGGAAUGUAAACAAGGCACCAAUAGGGAAUCAAAUCCAGUUUCAAGGAGUAGUGACAGUUGAGAAAGCCACUGUUUCCACCCCAGCAUGAUCUGUGGACAAAACUUUGGUUAUUUCUCUCUACACGGAACUUUCCUCCUUCUGAGAUUGAGCAUACCUCCUUCUUCUUCUUCCCAGAAAGACUAUAAGCUGUCUGAUGGGCUUUUACAAGAUCCAUUUUUGACUUAAAUUCUUCAAAGUUUAUUUCUGCUGCUUUUGAUGAGUGACUGUUACAUUCAGAAGUCAGUAGCCAGAAUGAUGGCAACCUUUAUGGACCCCCAGGGAGAUGUGAAAUUUGCUUAUCUAAUUGGUUGAAUCUAAACAUGAGGAAAAUCCAGUUGAUAUUACAGAAGGGGGCUUGAACUUUCCUUGUCGUGCAUUGGCAACUAGCUGUUUUAAUGAUCAUCUGUGGUUAUUUUCAAUGAAUCAAACACUGAAAGCAAGGCUUUGUGUAGUUGAGUAGCCACCUUGACCAAGGACUACAAAGGACAUGAGGGCCUACUUCCUCAUAAGAAUGGCUACUUCCAGAGGGGCUGGCCAGUGAAAAGAGAAUAAACAGCAAGUUUAAAUUGUUAACUACUCUGUUCAACAGACUGAAGCCCAAUCAUUCUGUAAAAAGAAAUUAUUUGUGUGUCCAAUUAAUUCCCAGUCUGUCAUUUGCAACUUAAGGUUUUGAUUGUGAAAGAGGCAAUGGGAAGCUAAGAGAAUGGUGGUAUGUGAGAGGAUGUGGAAGAAUGUGAAUAUUUUAAACUCCCAAUUCCCACUGUAUAAGCUGAAUCCAAUUCCAUUCUCCCCUGAAGAAACUGUAUAUGUCUUAAAUAAAGACCCUUUAGUGACUUCA